CAAGUGACGCUCAAAAUCGAUCAAAAACCCCAAAACCCAUCUCAAUCUACUUUCUUUCAACGAUCCUACACCAACCAUCAUCCCUUUCAUCAUCCUCAACACUCAAUAAACAAAACCCAAUCCCUAUUUUCUCCUCAUUUAUCCUCUCUCUCUCUCUCUCUCUCUGUCUCUCGCAGCAAUGGGAACGAACUCUUCCAAAAACUCAGAGAGCUCCCAUGGCGGUGAGAGGCAUCCCGAUGGCGGCAGCCAACUUUACGUCUCUCUCAAGAUGGAGAACUUCAAUAUCAAGAACAACGAUCUCAUCCCUCACGUCUACGGCUCUUCACCCGUCAUCGGCUCUUGGGACUCCUCAAAGUCUCUCCCCAUGGAGAAGGACUCUCCCUCUAUGUGGGAGCUCAGCUUCGUCAUCCCCUCAGACCACGAAACAUUGGAUUUCAAGUUCUUGUUGAAGCCCAAGUACAGCAAUGCGCCCUGUGUUGUUGAAGAGGGGCCUAAUAGAUUGCUGACUCGUGGAAAUUUGGAAGGGGAUGCGAGGAUGGCGAUGUUUAGGCCACUUGGGGAUGAAGAUUUGGUGGUGGAGAAUAGGGUUUUCAUUAAGGCCGAUAUUGUUUCUCCGUUUGAUCUCGCGGCAAGUUGGAGGGCUUAUAGAGAGAAUUUUCAGCCUUCGACGGUUAGGGAUAUUCCGGAUGUUAGUAUAAAUGCUGGUCCCGAUGCUGGAAAUGAGAAUGGUUCAUCAGCUAGCAUGGAGCUUGAUUUAGAGCAAUAUCUAGUCCCAUUACCGAGUUCUGCCAACUCUAGUUCUGUUUAUGCAGCUAACUUGACGGAGACUCCAAGAGCAUUUGGUCGUACUAGUGUUCUCUCAAAGACUGAUGGCUUGACUAGUGGUUCACAUGGUUCCACUAGUACUGCCGCUAGUUCCGUGGAGUAUGCUUCUUCUAAAAAGGAUAUGGAGGUUGUAGUCCCUGGUCCUUCAAUAGUUUUUCCAGUUUCUGGUAUGGUUGAAUCCAAGUCAGUUGGCACAUUUUCACCAUUACAAAAGCAAGAUGGUCAAAGAGGGCUUUUUGUUGAUAGGGGCGUGGGCUCUCCUCGGCUUGUUAAAUCAGCUAGUGCAAGUUUAUUCAAUAACGAGCUCAAAUCCAAAUCUGAAGCGAAGAAAGCCAUGCCAGCAGCAGCUGGAGCUGUUGCAGCUGCUGCAGUAGCUGAUCAGAUGCUUGGACAAAAGGAGGACACCCGUCUGGCAAUUGUUCUGGUUGGGUUGCCAGCUCGAGGCAAAACUUUUACAGCAGCAAAGCUUACAAGGUAUCUUAGGUGGCUAGGCCAUGAAACCAAGCAUUUCAAUGUUGGAAAGUAUCGCCGUCUUAAGCAUGGAACAAAUCAGUCUGCGGAUUUCUUUCGAGCUGACAACCCCGAAGGAAUGGAGGCACGAAAUGAGGUUGCGGCAUUAGCAAUGGAUGAUAUGAUAUCGUGGAUGCAGGAAGGAGGUCAGGUUGGUAUAUUUGAUGCCACAAACAGCACCAGGAAAAGAAGAAAUAUGCUUAUGAAAAUGGCUGAAGGAAAGUGCAAGAUCAUAUUUCUGGAAACGAUAUGUAAUGAUGGACGGAUAAUCGAAAGAAAUAUACGUUUAAAAAUCCAACAAAGUCCUGAUUAUGCUGAAGUGCCGGAUUUCGAAGCUGGACUUGUGGAUUUUAAAACACGGUUAACCAAUUAUGAAAAGGUUUAUGAGCCGGUUGAAGAGGGUUCUUAUAUCAAAAUGAUUGAUAUGGUCAGUGGUCAUGGUGGGCAAAUACAGGUCAACAACAUCAGCGGAUAUCUUCCUGGUCGGAUCGUCUUUUUCUUGGUCAAUACCCAUCUGACACCUCGGCCGAUUCUGCUUACUCGACAUGGCGAGAGUCGAGAUAAUGUCAGAGGAAGAAUUGGGGGUGACUCAGUUUUGAGUGAAGCUGGGGAACUUUAUCCCAAAAAGCUUGCCAACUUUGUAGAGAAGCGACUAAAAUUUGAGAGGACUGCUUCUAUAUGGACCAGUACUCUUCAGAGGUCAAUAAUAACUGCAAGCCCAAUUGUUGGAUUUCCAAAGAUUCAAUGGCGUGCUCUUGAUGAGAUAAAUGCUGGUGUUUGUGAUGGAAUGACAUAUGAAGAAAUAAAAAGAAACAUGCCCGAAGAAUAUGAAUCUCGCAAGAAAGAUAAGCUGAGAUAUCGAUAUCCUCGGGGGGAAUCAUAUCUUGAUGUCAUUCAGAGAUUGGAACCUGUAAUUAUUGAGCUCGAGCGACAACGUGCACCUGUUGUACGGUGUGAGCAGGCUGUAUUGAGAGCAUUAUAUGCAUAUUUUGCGGACAGACCAUUGAGUGAAAUUCCCCAUAUUGAGGUACCUCUACAUACUGUAAUUGAGAUUCAGAUGGGGGUCACUGGCGUACAAGAGAAAAGAUACAAGCUUAUGUGACUGAGCUCUUGCAAGCUACAUGUAAUAUGAUACCACACAGAGAAAGCUAGCAGCAUAGAUAAGCUGUUAAUAUCACUGUAUGUUCCCAAUUUAAUACUCUAUCAUAUUUCAUUUAUCAAAUGUAACCUUGAGGAAAUCACCUUCACUUCUAUUGAUAAUAACUGAUACAAAUGCUAUUUGUUCUUGGUAUCGGAAUAAUCUGGUACCUUAGAUUUUCAGUUUCUGAUAUGUAUCAUAAAGAUCUCAGAAUGUAUACAAUUAAUCAUUCAUUAAAGAGGAAAGGUACAAGUUGUACA
Molecule: messenger RNA, 2733 nt
Organism: Asparagus officinalis (garden asparagus)
Lineage: Eukaryota; Viridiplantae; Streptophyta; Magnoliopsida; Asparagales; Asparagaceae
Product: 6-phosphofructo-2-kinase/fructose-2,6-bisphosphatase-like
Biological process (GO): fructose 2,6-bisphosphate metabolic process; fructose metabolic process
Cellular component (GO): cytosol
Molecular function (GO): fructose-2,6-bisphosphate 2-phosphatase activity; starch binding; 6-phosphofructo-2-kinase activity
Source: RefSeq, a predicted model, not a curated record